This is a messenger RNA of Tarenaya hassleriana, 2958 nucleotides long. Its product is annotated as probably inactive leucine-rich repeat receptor-like protein kinase IMK2. The coding region runs from base 190 to 2736 and encodes 848 amino acids. The transcript has 2 exons. Gene Ontology annotation, molecular function: ATP binding; protein kinase activity; protein binding. Lineage: Eukaryota; Viridiplantae; Streptophyta; Magnoliopsida; Brassicales; Cleomaceae. The record is from RefSeq and is a predicted model, not a curated record. Gene Ontology annotation, biological process: protein phosphorylation.
GCUUAAACUGUUCUCAAUAAGAGAGAAGAGAAGAACAUCACUUUGAUUUAUUUCCAGAAAUCAAAUUACGAUUCUUUUAUACUUUUGGUUAUUUCGAUUUGUGUAAACAUGUUUUGAUCUUAACACAGAUUCUCUCCCCUCCUCUUUUACGAUUCUUUUAUUCUUUGAUUCUUCCUCCUUUUUUUCUAAAUGAAUAUCGCAUUUCCUUGUGAAAUGGAUCCGUCUUCCAAAAACCCAUCUCGGAUUCUUCCCAAGGAAGAAAAAAUCUAUAAACUUUACCUCGGCUUCUCCACGAAUCUCUUCUUGGUUCUCUCACUAUUCACUUGUCGAGCAGUUGCAGGUCACUCCUGGGACGGCGUGGCCGUGACUCAGGCCAACUACCAGGCGCUUCGAGCCAUCAAGCACGAGCUCAUCGACUUCUCCAGCGUUCUCAGGACCUGGAACGACUCCGGCUAUGGAGCCUGCUCCGGUGGCUGGGCCGGAAUCAGGUGUCUCAGAGGUCAGGUCAUCGCCAUUCAGCUUCCAUGGAAAGGCCUUGGCGGUAGAAUCUCCGAAGAGAUCGGACAGCUCAGUGCUCUCAGAAAGCUUAGCCUUCACGACAACGUCAUCGGUGGCUCGGUCCCUCACUCCCUCGGCUUCCUCCGUAACCUCCAUGGCCUCCAUCUCUUCAACAAUCGUCUCUCGGGUUCCAUCCCUGCAUCCAUUGGUAACUGCCCUCUUCUCCAGAAUCUUGAUCUGAGUAAUAACCAGUUAUCUGGGUCCAUCCCGGCUCAUCUGGCUGAGUCCACCCGGCUUUAUAGGCUCAACCUUAGCUAUAACUUGCUUUCGGGUCCUCUUCCCAUCAGUCUCACCAGUUCUUCAUCAUAUACCCUCACUUUUCUUGAUCUUCAGCACAAUAACCUCUCUGGUUCAAUCUCUGAUUCUUGGGGAGGUGAAAGACAUGGAAAUGUGUCCCAACCUCUCAAAAUCUUGAAUCUCAAUCAUAAUCUCUUCUCUGGAUAUGUCCCACGGUCACUUGGCAAGCUUGUAUUGCUAGAGCAGAUCUCCCUAAGCCACAACCAGAUCUCUGGGGCUAUUCCCGGGGAAUUAGGAAGUCUUUCGAACCUUCAGAGCCUCGAUCUGUCUUUCAAUUCGAUCAACGGAACCAUUCCAGAGAGUUUUUUCAUCAACCUUUCCUCUCUCGCUUCCUUAAAUCUCGAAAACAACCGCCUCAACGGGCAAGUCCCGGACACCAUUGAUGGAAUGCAGAAUCUUACAUUGCUCAACCUUAAGAGGAACGAGUUUGAAGGCCAUAUCCCGGAGACUAUAGGGAAUAUCUCCAGAAUCAGUCAGCUUGACCUGUCUGAAAAUAACUUCACCGGGCCGAUUCCACCCUCUUUGAUCAGUCUUGAGAAUCUAUCUUCUCUCAAUGUCUCGUUCAACGGCCUAUCGGGUCCUGUCCCGACUCCUCUCACCAGAAAGUUCAACUCGAGUUCUUUCAUGGGAAACCUUCAGCUUUGUGGCUACAGCGCCUCAAACCCAUGCCCUUCUCCAACUCACCCUCUAAAUCAGUCACAUCCACCAACUGAACAACCAAGAAAACACCACCACCAUCGCAGAAAACUCAGUGCAAAAGACAUAAUUCUAAUCGCCAUUGGAGCUCUUUUGGCCCUUCUGCUUCUGUUAUGCAUCAUCUUGUUCUGCUGUCUCAUGAAGAAACGGUCCGCUCUGAAACAAAAAGAGGGGAAGAUCUCGACCCGGUCUGUCCCAGAGAAGGCGGCAGCAGCAGCCGGUGAAUCGGCCAGCGAGAUGGGAGGAAAGCUGGUGCAUUUCGACGGCCCGUUCGUGUUCACGGCUGACGACCUUCUUUGUGCUACGGCUGAGAUCAUGGGGAAGAGCACUUAUGGAACGGCUUACAAGGCGACGCUCGAGGACGGGAAUGAGGUGGCGGUGAAGCGGCUGAGGGAGAAGACGACCAAAGGCGUGAAAGAGUUCGAGGCAGAGGUUGCAGCCUUGGGGAGAAUUCGGCAUCCAAAUCUUCUGGCACUCAGGGCUUAUUACUUGGGUCCCAAGGGAGAGAAGCUUCUCGUCUUUGAUUACAUGCCUAAGGGCAGCCUCUCUUCUUUUCUUCACGCUCGAGGCCCUGAAACCCUAAUUCCAUGGGAGACAAGGAUGAAGAUAGCAAAGGGAAUAGCACGUGGCCUCUCUCACCUUCACACGAAGGAGAACAUGAUCCACGAGAAUCUGACGGCAAGCAACAUUCUCCUGGACGAGCAGACCAAGGCCCACAUCGCCGACUACGGCUUCUCCCGGCUCAUGACCGCGGCUGCGGCCACAAACGUGAUCGCUACAGCGGGAACGCUAGGGUACCGAGCCCCAGAGCUGUCCAAGAUCAAGAACGCGAGCACCAAGACGGACGUAUAUAGUCUAGGAGUCAUCAUAUUGGAGCUGUUGACGGGGAAAUCUCCAGGAGAGCCCACGAACGGAAUGGAUUUGCCGCAGUGGGUUGCUUCCAUUGUGAAAGAAGAGUGGACCAAUGAAGUAUUCGACUUGGAGCUGAUGGGCGAAGCUCAAAGCGUUGGGGACGAGCUUCUCAACACUCUGAAAUUGGCUUUGCAUUGUGUGGAUCCGUCGCCGGCGGCUCGGCCGGAGGCCGGGCAGCUUCUGCAGGAACUGGAGGAGAUUCGGCCGGAGAUGGCGGAGGCGACUGGUUCCGGCGAUGAAGGAGCUAAAGAAGAGCAAUCAAAGGAUGAGUAAAGACGGUGAAAUGAGAAAAAGGGUUUGGAGCGAAAUAAUGAAGGGCUUUUUGUUUGGGUUUAGGAUUAUUAAAAGGUGAAAAGAAGAUACAUAUAUAUAUAUAUAUAUAUACAAUAUAAUCUUUUAUUCUUUGAUUCAAGAAACUUUAUAGAUCCGGUUAUGCUUGUAUGUUUAUAAUAACAAUUAUGUGAUGAUAGAAUAAUAAUUUGUGAAAUUAAAUUA